AUGAAACUCAAAAAUCCCUUCAAGUCCAGCAAGUGGAAUGCCAGUUCUAAGAACAAUGAUGGAGAGGCCCCCGUAGCUGCCAAGAAGGACGACGAACACAGCGUCUUCUCCGCAUCCACCAUUAACACAGCUUCUUUGUCUGCUUCCAGCAAAUCAGGUAGAAGUCAUGAAAAGAAAAAGAAAGGCUCCAGUGGCAAGAAGUCUAAGAGCAGCAAGACCAAGCCACCUUCAUCCAUUCCACAAGAAGUGGAGGAAUUCAAAACAGCCAAUGAAACUGUUGUAGCUGGACUCAUUGAUGUGAUAAAUGGUCAUGGGACUGCUGAAGAAAUGGCAAGCUUCUUCAAAUCUGGUGAUAUCCGAGUCAAGUUUGAAGAUGCUCCCAGCAUUACAGCUGCCAUGUUUACUGGAGUAGUAAAGAUGCUUCAUGGGAGUUUCCCUGACUUUCGCUUGCAAUACGAGUCCAUCAAGGAAGACAGGUCUGGAGUGGUUCUUGUAGAGGAGCUCCGUGCAAGUGGCACUCACACUGGAGAGCCAUUUGGCUUUGCUCACUUUCCUCCCAUUCCAGCUAGCCACAAGCAUGUCAUUAAUGAUCCAGAGAGGAUGUGGUUCAAGGUCAGGGAUGGCAAAAUUGUUGACAUAGAAUGUCUUUCUCUUGGAGACCUUACUGGUCCUCCUGGCUUUUACCUUCAGUUGGGUGGCAAAAUGGAUAUGCCACCGCCAUCAGAAGAUUGA
Seminavis robusta is the source of this 732-nucleotide messenger RNA. The record is from the annotation of a GenBank genome assembly. NCBI's taxonomy places the organism in Eukaryota, Bacillariophyta, Bacillariophyceae, Naviculales, Naviculaceae.